AUGUCAGAUCUUCCAGGGGAAUUGGUAGAAGAAAUAUUAUCUAGGGUUCCAUUGACAUCUCUGACGGCAGCGAGAAGUACAUGUAAACCCUGGAACGCCUACUUGAGAUAUCGGAACCAGUUUAGUGGGUACGUGGUGAUAGAUUCUGAGCUUUUUUCACUGGAAAUCAAUAUCGAGCUUGAAAGAUUCCGUAUAAAGCAAGUAAGCAUAGUUAACCGCGAGAUAUGCGAAGUCUUUCAGUGGGACGGCUUGCUCUUAUGCGUCAUCGAAGACGAUAGGUGGCGCUUUGUGUGGAACCCUUACUUGAGGCAAAUCAAGUGGAUCAAACCCAUAAACGAUUCCCACAAAUUCCACACAUCAGACAUGUACGCUCUCGGGUACGAAGACAUGAACAACAACAACGGCCGUAACCACAAGAUCUUGAGGCUUUUGGAUGUUUCCAAGUGCUCAUCUCUCCUUCCUUUUUACGAAAUGUACGACUUUUACUCUGACUCGUGGAAGAUUCUUCAUGUGAACCCCGGGUGCAGUAUAAAAAGUGGUUGCGUGUCUCUCAAGGGAAACUCUUACUUUUUAGGGCAAGAAGAAGGAAAAUCAACUAAUAUUAUAAUCUGUUUUGAUUUUACAAAAGAGAGGUUUGGAAGACGUUUUGCUCUCCCGUUUGGGACAAGGAGUCAGGAAACGAAAACCGUGAUUCUGUCUUGUGUCAGGGAUGAGCAGCUCGCUGUGUUACAUUUAAGCAAGGAUCAUACAAUGGAGAUUUUUAUAAUAAGGAAUAUUCAGACGUCAUGGUCAUGGUCAUGGAGCAAAUUCUUGAGAGUGGAAUUGGAACCGUCGUCUUCCAUUGUGGAAGCUGUGUCUUUCGUCAUCCACGAGGAAAAGAAAAUCGCUCUUGUUUCCGAAUCGCACAAAUCUUCACGAGCUUGUAUCAUUGGAGUUGAUGGAUACUUCAAAUCAGUGAAUAUCAGAGAAGCUUGGAAACAUGGACUUGAAUGUUGUUAUAACCAGGUUGUUUUCUCUUCUUAUGCUGCAAAUUCAGUGGAACUACAUUCAAAUGAGUCCGGAGCAUCGCCCUGGUAUGGAUGGCUCCUUCCUGCAUCUAUGUUGUGA
Microthlaspi erraticum is the source of this 1107-nucleotide messenger RNA. NCBI's taxonomy places the organism in Eukaryota, Viridiplantae, Streptophyta, Magnoliopsida, Brassicales, Brassicaceae. The record is from the annotation of a GenBank genome assembly.